Molecule: messenger RNA, 1917 nt
Organism: Nannospalax galili (Upper Galilee mountains blind mole rat)
Lineage: Eukaryota; Metazoa; Chordata; Mammalia; Rodentia; Spalacidae
Gene: Kti12
Product: KTI12 chromatin associated homolog
Exons: 3
Coding region: 383-1381 (332 amino acids)
Source: RefSeq, a predicted model, not a curated record
UUCGGGACCACCUGUUUGCUGAGCGUCAGUUUCCUGCUCCUUAUCACCUCUUCAGAAGGACGCAGUGGACUUGGAAAGGGCUUUGGAGAUCAUAUUCAUUGGAGAACCCUAGAAGAUGGGAAGAAGGAAGCAGCUGCAAGGCAUCGUCUCUGACGGCAGGCAAAUCAUAUUCUCUUGAGGACUUUUGGUUAUCACUGACUGAUGCGGUUCUAAUCUCUGCAUCUCCUUUCUAAGAAAGUUGGACCUAGACUCAGUUGGUUUAGGGUUCCCAUAGAAACAAUAGGCCCUGUAAAGGGAGAGGGGAAACCGGAAGUUCUGGUAGCACUUCCGCUGCGCUCCGGAAGUUGACGCGAGCUUCCGUACAUGGCCGCCCUUGGAGAGGAUGCCUCUCGUGGUGGUUUGCGGGCUGCCGUCCAGCGGCAAGAGCCGUCGUACGGAAGAGCUGCGCCGGGCGCUGGCCGCCGAGGGCCACGCGGUGCACGUGGUGGACGACGCCUCGGUGAUGGGCGCGGCGGACGCGAGCGUGUACGGCGACCCGGCCCGUGAGAAGGCCCUGCGCGGCGCUCUGCGGGCCUCGGUGGAGCGGCGCCUGAGUCGGCGCGCCGUGGUCCUGCUGGACUCGGUGAACUACAUCAAGGGCUUCCGCUACGAGCUGUACUGCCUCACGCGCGCGGCGCGCACCCCGUUCUGCCUGCUGCACUGUGUACGGCCGGGUGGGCCGAGCGGCCGGCCUCAAGUGGCUGCAACCUCCGAGAGCCGGGGCUGCUCGGGCAGCGGGAGUUCGAUGCCGGGCACCGUGGUCAGUGGGGGGUUCCGGGCCGACGUCGCUGGGGAACCGGAGCUAGAGGACAUCCGGACAUCAGAGCCCCCAGCUCCGGUGCCUCCUGAGUCCGAGAAACCGGCAAAUCCCGUGUCCGGAGGCUUUUUCCCUCCUGAACUCGUGGAGUCCUUAGCGUUGCGAUUUGAGGCUCCUGACCCUCGGAACCGCUGGGACCGACCUCUGUUCACCGUAGUGGGGUUAGAAGAGCCGUUGCCCUUGGCGGAGAUCCGGGCCGCACUGUUCGAGAAUCGGGCUCCCCCACCCCAUCAGUCUACGCAGUCCCAGCCCCUUGCCUCCGGCAGCUUUCUGCACCAGUUGGAUCAAGUUACGAGCCAGGUGCUGACUGCGCUGAUGGAAGCACAGAAGAGCGCUGUCCCCGGAGACUUGCUGAGUCCUCCUGGCACCACCGAGCACCUCCACUUUACCCGGCCCUUGACCAUGGCAGAAUUGAGUCGCCUCCGUCGCCAGUUUAUUUCUUACACUAAAAUGCAUCCCAACAAUGAGAACCUGCCUCAGUUGGCCAACAUGUUUCUUCAGUAUCUGAACCAAAGUUUGCACUAGUAAGAGGAGUGGGAGGCCAUGGCUCCUGUCAAACAACUGCACUUUGUCCAGGAAGAAUAGUCAGAAGGGCUGCCGAGCAUAUUGAGGUACUAGGAUUGCUGCGCUUGACCAACUCACUCAAUUUUCUUGACUGCCCCUGUGCUACGCAGUUUACAGCGGAAGUUGAGACAUACGAAUAACUAGCCUGGAGGGGAGGGUCUUGACAAAUUUCUUCAGAGAGCUCAGGUGAACAGGGUUGCUUAGGAUGGACUCUUCUUGGAAUAUCACAAACCACGGAUUCCCCUCUAUCAGGAUGGAUAAGAAUUGUUUUAAAACCACUGUGAGUAGAAACCGAAGAUGGUACAUUUCUAUAUUUGCGCUGGCCCUUCUUUCAAUACUACAACUGUUUUUUAGUAUAAUACCCUGCCUUUUGCUAGUCUGCCCUGGAACUGCGAUCACAGAUAAACCAUGUUUUCUGUCUAUCCCUGGGAAACUUUGAUUUUUGUGUAAGACAGUCAUUAGAUUAUUAUUUUAAAAAUAAAAUAUUUUUAAAGUUU